Molecule: messenger RNA, 2521 nt
Organism: Oncorhynchus keta (chum salmon)
Lineage: Eukaryota; Metazoa; Chordata; Actinopteri; Salmoniformes; Salmonidae
Product: protein prenyltransferase alpha subunit repeat-containing protein 1-like
Exons: 7
Coding region: 112-1548 (478 amino acids)
Biological process (GO): protein prenylation
Cellular component (GO): cytoplasm
Molecular function (GO): protein prenyltransferase activity
Source: RefSeq, a predicted model, not a curated record
ACCAUGAUGAAACUUGUUUUAAACAUGUUCAUCAAAGAUUUUUGCCUAGUGUGUUCAUUUUUAAUGACCCGGAUGAACAUGAGAUUUCAUUGACGUCAUCAGUGCACAAAAAUGGCAGAAUCGGAGGAGGAGGAUGUCUUGGUCCAGAGAGUUGUCAAAGAUAUCAAUAACGCCUUCAAGAGAAAUCCCAAUAUUGAUGAGAUAGGUCUGAUCCUGUGUCCUGAGGCCAGGUACAACCGUAGCCCCAUCGUCUUGGUAGAGAACAAGUUGGGGGUGGAGAGCUGGUGUGUCAAGUUCCUGCUACCCUAUGUCCACAACAAACUACUGCUCUACAGGCAGCGCAAACAGUGGCUGGACAGGGAAGCUCUGGUGGACAUUACUUGCACUCUGCUGCUGCUCAACUCAGACUUUACCACUGCUUGGAAUGUCAGGAAGGAGCUGCUGCAAUGUGGCACCCUAAAUCCAGAGAGAGACCUGUACCUGGGAAAACUGGCCCUCACCAAGUUCCCCAAGAGCCCCGAGACAUGGAUACACAGGCGCUGGGUACUACAGCAGGUGCUACGGGAGUGUUCCUCCCCCAGCUCGGACAGGAAGGAGCAGCGUGACAGUGGCCUGCGUGACGCAGCAGAGAGGACUCGGCAUAGUGAGCGCCUCCACAGGGUUCUACACGACGAGAUGAAGGUAUGCGCCGACGCCGCCAGCCGCUACCCUAGCAACUACAACGCCUGGUCGCACCGUAUCUGGGUCCUGCAGAACAUGGCCCAGGGCAACCUGAAGGUCCUCCAUGAUGAGCUGUCCUCCAUGCGUGAGUGGGUCUCCAUGCAUGUGUCGGACCACAGUGGCUUUCACUACCGCCAGUUCCUGCUCAAGGCCUUGGUCAGGGAGCUCAGCCAAUCCAUGCACCACCACCAUGCCCCUUGGCCCAGCCCUGGCAGCUCCAGCCCUCGCAGUCCCAGCCCGGACCCCCAGCCAGGCCACCCCCACCACCAGGCUAACGGAGAGGCCACAGAAGCAGCCCCCUGCCUCUCUCCCGCCACCCCAGAGGACCAGUCCUCGGUGCCGGCUGUGCCCCAGCUGUUUCACCAGGAGAUGGAGCUGUGUACUGACCUCAUCCAGUCCUUCCCCGGACACGAGACACUCUGGUGUCACAGGCGACACGUCUUCUACCUUUGGCACCACUGGAGGCGGGACCACGAUCACCACGAUGGCCAGGGCUGUGGCAGUGAGUCUCCCCAGCUGAACCACACUGACGCUGGGCUGAGCAGCUACCCUCACACAGCUUCCCCGAGAGGAGUGGGUCUAGCCAGGGUGGAGAGCAGGAACGGACAGACUCAGGAGGGUCAGAAUGCCAUGGAGGUGGACGGGGUCGGGGUCUCAGACCCCUGCGACACUAAGCGUCUGAAGCGGGGUCCCCCUGACUCCUGCCCCCCCGCCCUGCCCUCAGAGCACGGUUUCAUAGCCAGCGUCCUGGACGGCUGCCGCUCCCACGAGCAGGGAUGCUUCGCCCUUGCAUACAGGAAGUGGCUAGACUCUGUGAUUGGUCAGUGAGAGAUGGACGGACAAGGUCAUUGGUCAUUGGUCAGUGAGAGGAGACGCUUCCUACUCCACAGGAGAUGGGUUACGGUUUAAAUUUGCCCCUCUGGCACAGAUCUAGGAUCAGCUUACUCUCACCCAAUCCUUAACCUUAACCAUUAGGGCAAGAACUGUAAAAUACUGUCCCUAGAUCAGCGUCUAGUGGCUGGUAACAUUAUGCUCAUCUUGAAGGCUCUGGAAGGGGGCUGGGAGAUCUCAAAGUUAUUUGUGGCCCCUCCCGUCUUCCUGGAAAUGCCUGGACUCUGAUUCGUCGGCAGAGCUUUGUCUGAACCAAUCCCCCUUUCAGAAUGGAAAUCUGAGUGUGGCUUUGCUCUGAGUCGUUUCACCUCAAAACACAAGAAAGAGGACCACCAGAUUGUUCUGAAAUUGUUUCUGUAGUUGGUAAGAGGAGAUACAAUUAGCAUUCCUGUAACAUUAUUUUGUUGAAAUAUUAAGCUAAUUGAUGUCAUCCAAAUUUACAAGAUUCAGAUUGUAGUCAAACAUCUUCCUACCAAUGCAUCCCCCAAAAGAUGUCAAAGACCACCCACAGACCCCCUACACCCCAUGCCAAUCCCACCCCAACAACCAGUAUACAGUAUCAGCUGUCUAUGUUUGACAAGUAGUCUGAAGCUGUGGCUUGGAGUAUUGCUUCUCCAUACUAAGUAAUGUAUUCCAUGUGCAUCUGGUGAUGUUUCUUUCCUCCCUGUUCAGAGAAAUUAGUAAUUAAAGUGGCUUGCAUUGGUUGUUAAGAAACAAAAGUGAAGCUUGCGCAACUAUGGGGAAAAACAGACCUGUUUGGCUUAGAUUGUUGACAACAUGUGAACUAUAUUUAGUCUCCAAAUGUUUGUUGAACACAUAAAUACAUUUUCACAAUGAGCACUCUCAAAUACAUUGUUACAGUUGUUAGUUAGCAUUUUUUUGCCAUAUUAGCAUUGACAUGAAAUAAUUC